GAUGCUGCAAUACUAUAUAAUUCACAUCGAUGGAAGUUUGAAACCUAGAUGCAGCAACCUGCAAAGUAGAAACUCAGAAGAGAAAAGACACAGCGUACGCAAAGACCUUUGCUGCUGUUAGAAAACACCUGUACCUCCGACUUACCUGUAACCUCCAAAGUCUUCUCAAAAUGACUAUGAUGCUGAAGCCAUGGUCAGUGCUGGUGGCCUUAAUUCUGUGUGUGCUGGUGUGUCUGGUAACACUGGUGGAUGCGUAUCCCCCCAAACCUGAGAACCCUGGUGAAGACGCCCCACCCGAAGAGCUGGCCAAGUACUACACUGCUCUGAGACACUACAUUAAUCUGAUUACCAGGCAGAGGUUAUUUUGUCAUAGGUAUGGAAAGCGUUCAACUCAGGAGGAUAUAGAUGCAGAGAUGCUUUUUGGCGGAGACAGCAACAGAGACCAGAGACCAAGAUAUUACAACUCCUAUAUGUGGUGACGCCGCCAUUCUGCUUCCUCAUCUGGCUUUCCAUCUGCGUGCUGAGAUGUGCCCCCCCUGACAGAAUACUAGCCCACUCCCUAUCUCUCUCAUUGUCUUACAUCUUUGUCAUUAUGACCUAAAUGAAUAUAAUGUAAUGUAAACACACACACACACACACACGCACACACGCACACAAAUAUAUAUGUGAAAAUGUGAGUUUAAACAGAGCAUUGUAACCUGAAUAUACAAAUAAAAUGUUUUUCUGUGGUUAAAAUUGGUUGAAAAUUUCUUGAAUUAGGUAAAAGAUUAAACAUGUCCUAUAAUAAUAAUUUUAUAAUUUACAUUUUAUAAUAUAAAGUGAAGGCAGUCCAGGCACCUUUUACUUUAUUAUAAGUAUAUAUCACUGUAAAUCACUGUAAUAUAUUUUACAUUCAACUUAACAAAGCCAAUGAAAAGUUCCAAACUAAGAACAUAUUGUCCUCUCAAAAAUUUCUUGAUAACUUACUUUUCCAAUCUGAACAUAUAUGUUUCAAAUAGAUCACUAAUAUAGCAUAUAUUUUUAGUGUCACUGAGAAACUUUGACACAGUAGGGAUGAAAUCGGCACAUAGCUCAACACCAUUUGACACAGUCAGAACAUUGACAUCCUCUGGUUGUGUGUGAGAACUGCAUCAAAGCAAACUGACCGUCAAACCCUUACUGAUACGUGGCUGUUCAGUAUCACAGUCUGGGUUUUAUUCUCAAAUAAACGUUAUUUAAACAAAGGCGUGUAAUUGUGUUUGUUUGUAGAUAAUUAUAAAUCAGUAGGCUUAAUAUGGCAAAUAUGUUUGUCAGAUGUUAUUAGCACUCUUAUUAUCAUAGGAGACAUGUUUUCACAUUUUGUUAAAUCAAAGAUUUUUAUUUUAAAAUCGAUCCCACAGCACGUGGCUUUAAU
This is a messenger RNA of Betta splendens (Siamese fighting fish), 1393 nucleotides long. RefSeq names its product peptide YYa (gene pyya). The transcript has 4 exons. Gene Ontology annotation, biological process: neuropeptide signaling pathway; feeding behavior. Gene Ontology annotation, molecular function: neuropeptide Y receptor binding; neuropeptide hormone activity. Gene Ontology annotation, cellular component: extracellular region. The record is from RefSeq and is a predicted model, not a curated record. NCBI's taxonomy places the organism in Eukaryota, Metazoa, Chordata, Actinopteri, Anabantiformes, Osphronemidae. The coding region runs from base 171 to 479 and encodes 102 amino acids.